GUGCUCUGUCUAUCAGUAUACACCGUGCCUCAUAAGCACCCAGUAGGCGAGUGACAAACCGUGCGCUCACACUUUGCCACCCAGCCAGAUACAGAGAAGCAAUGGGAGACGAUAACUGAGGCAACCACAAAGAGAUAUACACUGAGACCGACUAUGGCUGUGGACGCUGCGUCCAGCUUCAGCUUCUGCCGUGCAUCCCUGGAGCAAACCGUUUCUGCAGAGGAGCUAAGCUACCAACUGCCUCGCCGGCCAGGGUCUAGUCUCACCUGGCACGAUGGGAGGGGACAGAUGAACACGUAUACACGCGCCGUCAAACUACUGCAGCAACCUGGCUCAAAGGGCAUACAGCUGCAUCCAGGAGAAGCUUUCACUGUGUACCACACCAGCCCUACGCUGUCCAGUCUGUCCAAACCAGUGGUGCUGUGGACCCAACAGGACGUCUGCAAGUGGCUAAAGAAACACUGUCCUCACAACUACCUAACCUAUGUAGAAGCCUUCUCCCACCACGCUAUCACAGGUCGCGCAUUGCUGAGGUUGAACGGGGAGAAGUUGGAGAGGAUGGGCAUCGUCCAGGAGACACUGAGACAGGAGGUUCUACAGCAGGUCCUUCAGCUACAAGUCAGAGAAGAGGUCCGCAACCUGCAGCUGCUCAGCAGAGCCUCCUUCGGAAACCUUUCUUAGCUCGAUCCCUUUCUCGAUCCCUUUCUCCUCCGCUGAAACAAUACGUCACCAGUAGCUAUGGUAGGACCUGCUCACUCCAGAUAUGUGACAGCAGAACUGGGCUGUAAAAGGAGAGAACGGAAGAGGGGAGAGAACGGAAGAGGGGAGAGAACGGAAGAGGGGAGAGAACGGAAGAGGGGAGAGAACGGAAGAGGGGGAGAGAAGAGUCUAUUUUCUACAUGACAAACAGACUGAAGGAGGAUUCCCAUUCAACAAGGCCAAACUGGUUUAAACGAGGAGCGACGGAGUGGGAGAGAAAGAGACAGUGAACUGCUGAAUAAAAGAGCACAGACUGUGACAUAGAGAAAAGAUGUAUGAACUGACGUUGACAUUGUAGACAAAUCAAUUUGUCAAAUCAAAGUUAUAUUAUUAUAACUACAUGAGGUUCUUAGCUUCUUCUUUCAUUGUGGGAUGAGAACUAUUACUGAUCAAUCAAUGUGGUACAUUACAGUGGGUGGCUUAUUCCAAGAUGGGUGGAAAGGAAAUGGGAAACCGGAUGUCAAUGUCUCUGUAUGAUACAUUGUGAACAGGGUUGUGAGUAUCUUUUCCUCUCGGGAUUUUCAUUUUGGAAUAUGUAUAUCGUUUUGAUAGAUCUAAUUCAUACAGUAUAACGUACAUCAUUGCCUACGUGAGCACCCUCUCCCCAAAGCAUAUUCUCUUCCUUUCUUCUAUAAAGCUGUGCCAUGACGAUGUACAGAAUGUCACCUCCCA
Messenger RNA from Oncorhynchus mykiss (rainbow trout), 1431 nucleotides. Its product is annotated as sterile alpha motif domain-containing protein 10. The record is from RefSeq and is a predicted model, not a curated record. Gene Ontology annotation, cellular component: cytoplasmic side of plasma membrane. Gene Ontology annotation, biological process: cell surface receptor protein tyrosine kinase signaling pathway. Gene Ontology annotation, molecular function: protein binding. Lineage: Eukaryota; Metazoa; Chordata; Actinopteri; Salmoniformes; Salmonidae.